AUGCUUAUAAAGGCUGCAUGAUGUGGACGUCCUGCAGGAAGAACCAAUCUGUCCAGCUCCUGCUCUGAUGUGUUCUGCUCUGACGGACAAGUGACAGCUUCUCAUCGCAGACCUCAGUGUGACACAACGACUCCGAGUUCCACAGACACACAACAGUUUAUUACUAAGUAGUCAACCAGCUUGUGAUGGAAUCCCAGAAGACGGACGAGUGGGGAUCAGGGAUAUUUGACUUCUACCAGGACGUCCCUGAGUGCUGUUAUUCUUUCUGGUGCUGUCCCUGCUUCGCCGCCACCACCACCAAGACCUAUGGAGAGAGUCUCUUUCUCCCCCUGCUGGACUUGUUUGGCGUCAUCCCGCCCGUCAACAUGUCCAUGAGGGUCUCCCUGCGGCAGCGAUACGGAAUCAAAGACUCCAUGUUCAGGGACUGCUUGUUCGCCACCUGCUGCAGCCCCUGCAGCUGGUGUCAGAUGUCCAGAGAGAUGAAGAGGAGGAAAACAUAAUUAAUAUUAAUUGAUGAUCAGUUAACAUAUUGAUUAAAGCCCUUUGCUUCUUCUUGUUCUUAUAAUCAAACCUGUUGCUUAUAUUCAUCAUCUGUCAAACUGGAAGAAGCUGUUGUUGUUCAACAAGUUUAAUUAUUGAUUAUUGUCAAUAAAAUGAAUUAAAUGUCUAAA
Messenger RNA from Pleuronectes platessa (European plaice), 671 nucleotides. Its product is annotated as cornifelin homolog B. The coding region runs from base 186 to 500 and encodes 104 amino acids. The transcript is spliced from 4 exons. The record is from RefSeq and is a predicted model, not a curated record. NCBI's taxonomy places the organism in Eukaryota, Metazoa, Chordata, Actinopteri, Pleuronectiformes, Pleuronectidae.